Heteronotia binoei (common prickly gecko) is the source of this 1191-nucleotide messenger RNA. It is a transcript of the gene PEX2, whose product is annotated as peroxisomal biogenesis factor 2. Gene Ontology annotation, cellular component: peroxisomal membrane. Bases 191 to 1105 code for a protein of 304 amino acids. NCBI's taxonomy places the organism in Eukaryota, Metazoa, Chordata, Lepidosauria, Squamata, Gekkonidae. The record is from RefSeq and is a predicted model, not a curated record. The transcript is spliced from 2 exons. Gene Ontology annotation, molecular function: zinc ion binding. Gene Ontology annotation, biological process: protein import into peroxisome matrix.
GCUCUAGGCAGUUCAGAGGGAAAACUCAGUGACCCGCAAAGGCGCAAGAGGACAGUAAAACCCGGAUGAAGCCAUUCCCCUGGCGCUCUCCUGCCUUCUCGGAGUCCGGAGCGAUCGGGACUCGGGCGGUCAUGCUGGCUAGAUUGGCUCCUCCCUCAGGAGAAGCGCCUCAGAAAGCAGUGUGUUGACAAUGGCAGCCAGCGACAAUAAUGGCAAAAAAGUGACCCCUGCACUCCGAAUAAGUCAGCUUGAUGCCCUUGAACUAAACAGAGCCUUGGAGCAGCUAGUUUGGUCCCAGUUUACUCGAUGUUUUCAUGGAUUUAAGCCUGGCCUGUUGGCUCGCUUUGAACCAGAGGUUAAGGGAUUUCUUUGGCUUUUUUUGUGGAGAUUCACCAUCUAUUCUAAGAACGCGACAGUGGGACAGGCUAUUCUGAACAUUCAGUACAAGAAUGACUUAUCCCAGAAGCAAAACUACCAGACGCUAAGCAAGCACCAGAAACUAUGGUAUCUUAUUUGCAUUGUUGGUGGUAGGUGGCUGGAAGAAAGGUGCUAUGAUUUGUUUAGCAAUCGCCCAUUGGAGUCUUUCCAGAAGACCAAGUAUUUCAUUAAUUUAGCAGUUGGAUUCCUCAAACUUUGUGAAUUACUGAACUUCCUCAUUUUUCUUCAGAAAGGAAAGUUUGCUACCCUCACUGAGCGUAUUUUAGGAAUCAGGUCUGUGUUCUGUCAGCCUCAGAGUAUUCGUCAAAUUGGAUUUGAAUACAUGAACAGGGAACUCCUGUGGCAUGGGUUUGCAGAAUUUCUUAUUUUUCUUUUGCCCCUUAUUAACAUGCAAAAACUCAAACUCAGUCUUUCUUCUUGGUCUCUAGCUGUUGCAGGAUGUUCAAAUAAGGAAAAUUCUUUGGCAGCAGGUAGUAAGGAAUGCUGUCUCUGUGGAGAAUGGCCAACUAUGCCUCAUACCAUUGGCUGUUCACAUGUUUUUUGUUACUACUGCCUUAAAAGUAACUACUUAUUUGAUAUGUAUUUUACCUGUCCUAAAUGUGGCAUGGAAGUGCAUGACCUGCAGCCAUUAAAAUACAAGAUAGAAAUGAAAGAGGUGUACACUUAGUAGCCUUUUUGAAGACCCCCCCCAAAUUCAUAACUACACUUUGUGAAAUCUACUGAAUAGUGAUAUUUAAAUAAAGCAUUGCCUCU